Molecule: messenger RNA, 735 nt
Organism: Penaeus vannamei (Pacific white shrimp)
Lineage: Eukaryota; Metazoa; Arthropoda; Malacostraca; Decapoda; Penaeidae
Source: RefSeq, a predicted model, not a curated record
UUUGCAGCGCUGGCGUAGCGUCACCGCCAUCUUACCUUGUUCUUCUCCUCCUCGCUGUGGCGUCCCCCAAAGUGCGUUAUUUUUAAGACUUUUACACCCUUUGUGAGUAUCAGAACACCUUACAUUGUCCCCUCCCUUUUGGUUUCAACCACGAUACCAACAUUUUUUGACUGAGAAGAAGAAAAGAGAGUAAACAAAUGACAGAGGAACAAACAAGGCGAAAGAAAGGAAGAUAAAAUUAUAUUCCAGUCUUACCAAAAACAAACCUGAGAGAGAGCGAGAGAGAACGAGGAUACCUCCAUUUCUUUCCCUUCUGAGGCGCGCGAGAGAGGGCAUUUACCUACAAGAUCUCCCAAUAAUUAUAAAAAAGAGAAAAUGGCAGCUGAAAUUCCGAGCCCUGGUCUGAGGGCUAGGCCUGUUCCUGAUGUGUUUGCUCCUGGACUCAGGAUGUCCCUGCCACCCAAUUACCGGCAGGUGGCCAUGAUGGGACCACCCCUGCUCCUGGACCCACUCCCACCACGACCUCAUCCUCCUCCACCUCUUCAGGGAACGGAGGCUCAGGGAGUUCGAAAGGCCGCCCUGCAGACCGACUGGCGCGCACCCCUAGCACCCCCUCCUCCUCCAAAGGAGUGGGUGAGGCCAACGUUCCCAGCCCCUUCACGACCCCACACCAUGGCAACCCAGCCUUUAACCCGCAGAAGAUGGGGACUGGGAAGGGGAGUAAGGUACUUAUAA